AUGUACUAAAUUUAAUAGUACAUCAGAAAAGUAAGAAAAAAUUAUAUACCAGAUUAUACUUUUCUAUAGAUAAAUUGUACAAUUAAGAAAUACUUUUCAAUUAAACUUUAUAUUUUUGUUUCUAGUUUCAGUACUUUCUCAACUAACAGAAGGUGAGUGAGACCGCGCUUAUGGAAAGCUCUACAAUUUUCGACUAACUUUCAACAAUCGUCAGCUUCAUAUAACAUACAUAACGGUCGUGCUUUUAGUAUAUCAACAAUCAAAGCGCAGUUCUUGCGCCUGCGAACAUCCACGCAUGUGCUCAUCGACAAAUGCGCCAGUAAUCAUACGGAAUAAUGGAUAUCUCUCUUAAUUUACUAGUACGGAAAGAAUAAAAAAUUUCCAUGUGUAAAUCCAAUCGCACCAUGAUGAACCAAGCCCUAUCACGUUACAUUGGACCUUCGUCGAUAUAACGAAUCUUCUCCAAUUGAUCGGUUCAUCGAUGAUAGAACGCUCGUACGAGAAGAAUUCGAUUCUUUAAUGAAAGCUCCGUCAAUCGAUAAACAGAUCGAUCCCUCAACAAGAAAUCUGAAUGAAUUUGGAAAAUGUAAUAUGUCACGUGCCGAACAUCAAAACAGGAGCUCGAGUCAUCCUUUUCGAAAGAAAAUGCAAGGGCCUACAAUCGAGGAUCUCAUCCAAGGAUCCUACCUGAGAGAUAUUAAAGUAAUUACUGGCUGGUAAGCCUCCAGUUGGUUUACAUUUGGAUGUAUUGAAAAAUGAUAAAUUAAUACAGAAAUUAAUGGUGGAUGAGAAAAGAUGUUACUUGUUUGGUCGCAAUCAACAAUUAAAUGAUUUUUGUAUCGAUCAUGCUUCCUGUUCUCGAGUUCAUGCUGCACUUGUUUAUCAUAAACAUCUUCACAGAGCAUUUUUAGUGGAUUUGGGCAGUACACAUGGAACAUUUAUUGGUAAUAUGCGCUUAGAAGCGCAUAAACCAACACAACUUCCUAUUGAUAGUACAUUUCAUUUUGGAGCAUCUACACGAUAUUAUAUUAUCAGGGAACGACCACAAACUGGUACAAGACCUAUUAUUGAAGAAUUAGAAAAACUUUCAGAAGAUGCUGAUACCGGUGGUUUAUUAGGUUUACCUGAAACAGAAACAGAACUUGAUAAUUUAACAGAAUUCAAUACGGCACAUAAUCGACGCAUAUCCAUGCUUGGUAUCACAGAUGAUGAAAUGCAUAAAAGUACUAGAAAACGAAAGAAAAAAGGUAUAACUUUUAAUGACGAUGAGGAAGUUAUUAAUCCAGAAGAUGUAGAUCCGUCUGUUGGUAGAUUUCGUAAUCUUGUACAAACAACUGUAGUUCCAAGCAAGAGAAUGCGUAUGGAAGGUGGAUUGAUAUCAUUGUCAGAAGAUCAUCAUCCUUUAAAACAUUUACAACCUACGUCAACCACACCACAACUUUAUCAUGAUCUUCCACCAGAACAAUUUACACCUUCUUCAUUGUCAAUAAAUCCUUUUUCUACAGCUUUAACAUCAUUAACAUCUAGACUUGGUAUUGCAUUACCAAAUCCAGCGCCAGAAGUAGAAAUGACUCCAAAUCUUGUACAACCAGAGGUACCACAAGUACCAGAAAUUUCAGGUCCCACAGAACCACGUGCAAUGGAGCCUAAAAAGAAAAAAUAUGCCAAGGAAGCUUGGCCUGGGAAAAAACCUAUACCAUCGCUUUUGGUAUAAUUGUAUUAAAAAUUUUAUACUUUUCUUAACCGUGGGCAUAGCAAAUAUAGUCUACUGUUUCGUUGCUGUAUUCGUGAUAGGCUUAAUAUUUGAA
Molecule: messenger RNA, 1808 nt
Organism: Vespa mandarinia (Asian giant hornet)
Lineage: Eukaryota; Metazoa; Arthropoda; Insecta; Hymenoptera; Vespidae
Gene: NiPp1
Product: nuclear inhibitor of protein phosphatase 1
Molecular function (GO): protein binding
Source: RefSeq, a predicted model, not a curated record